AUGGAACCUUGUUCCUGCGACACCUUUGUAGCACUACCUCCAGCAACAGUUGAUAACAGGAUAAUUUUUGGAAAAAAUUCAGAUAGACUCUGUGAUGAAGUACAAGAGGUGGUUUAUUUUCCUGCUGCAGUUCAUGAUAACCUGAGCGAACAUCUUAAGUGCACUUAUAUAGAAAUUGAUCAAGUUCCUGAGACAUACGCUGUUGUCCUUAGUCGCCCAGCUUGGCUGUGGGGGGCAGAGAUGGGGGCCAAUGAGCAUGGAGUCUGCAUUGGGAAUGAAGCUGUGUGGGGCAGAGAAGCAGUCUGUGAUGAAGAGGCACUUCUGGGCAUGGACCUUGUCAGGCUUGGCCUUGAAAGAGCUGAUACAGCUGAGAAAGCUGUCCAUGUCAUUGUUGAUUUGUUAGAAAAAUAUGGCCAAGGUGGGAAUUGUACAGAGGGCAGUAUGGAAUUUAGUUAUCACAACAGCUUCCUGAUAGCUGACAGGAAGGAAGCCUGGAUUUUGGAGACUGCAGGGAAGUACUGGGCAGCAGAGAAGGUACAAGAAGGAUUUCGUAAUAUUUCUAAUCAGCUUUCUGUAACAACCAAGAUUGAUCAGGAGCACCCGAACAUGAAAAACUACGCUAAGCAGAAAGGUUGGUGGGAUGGCAAAAAGGAAUUUGAUUUUGCUGCAACAUACUCAUAUCUUGACACAGCCAAGAUGCUGACUUCAUCAGGAAGAUUCUGUGAAGGUUACAAGCUUCUGAAUAAGCAUAAAGGAAACAUAACUUGUGAAACAAUGAUGGAAAUUCUCCGAGAUAAACCAAGUGGUAUUAAUAUGGAAGGACAAUUCCUCACCACUGCAAGCAUGGUUUCUAUUUUACCUCAAGACACCAGUCUUCCUUGUAUUCACUUCUUUACAGGGACCCCUCAUCCUGAGAGAUCUGUUUUUAAGCCUUUCAUAUUUGUGCCAAAUAUUUCACAACUAUUGGACACCAGUUCACCAAGAUUUGAACUUGAAGAUCCAGUUAAAAAGAAGUCACAUUUUAAGAUCAGACCUGACAGAAGACACCUACUCUACCAGAAACACCAGCAGGCAUUGGCCAUGACAGAUAAUGAUAAGGAAAAAGCCAAAACAAUAAUGGAUGACAUGAGGAAACUGGAGAAAGGACUAAUCAGAGAGAUGGAAUCAAUCCUUCAAAACAAACAUAUUGAUGUGGAUAAAGUUGCUAAUCUCUUUUCUCAGUGUACAAAAGAUGAAAUGAGAAUUUACAACUCAAACAUUAAUUCUUAGAGAUCAUAU
Molecule: messenger RNA, 1278 nt
Organism: Chrysochloris asiatica (Cape golden mole)
Lineage: Eukaryota; Metazoa; Chordata; Mammalia; Afrosoricida; Chrysochloridae
Gene: SCRN3
Product: secernin 3
Exons: 7
Coding region: 1-1269 (422 amino acids)
Biological process (GO): proteolysis
Molecular function (GO): cysteine-type exopeptidase activity; dipeptidase activity
Source: RefSeq, a predicted model, not a curated record